Exophiala aquamarina CBS 119918 is the source of this 1110-nucleotide messenger RNA. Its product is annotated as COP9 signalosome complex subunit 5. Gene Ontology annotation, molecular function: metallopeptidase activity; deNEDDylase activity; protein binding. The transcript has a single exon. Gene Ontology annotation, cellular component: cytoplasm; COP9 signalosome. The coding region runs from base 1 to 1110 and encodes 369 amino acids. The record is from RefSeq and is a predicted model, not a curated record. Gene Ontology annotation, biological process: protein deneddylation. Lineage: Eukaryota; Fungi; Ascomycota; Eurotiomycetes; Chaetothyriales; Herpotrichiellaceae.
AUGUCAACUCUUUCCUCCUUCCGAGAGUGGGAGGCUCAGAACAACAUCAUCACCGUCGACCCAUCUCAGAAUGCAUUGUACAGCUUGCCUGACCCAGACAGCUACAAGGUCCUUCAGGAUUCUGCGCCCUGGAAGAAAGAUCCAAACUACUUUACACACGUUCGAAUAUCAGCUCUAGCUCUCCUGAAGAUGACUACCCAUGCCCGAUCUGGCGGCAACAUUGAGAUCAUGGGUUUGAUGAUUGGCUAUAUUUCGGGCAAGUCCCUUAUCAUCACAGACGCUUUUCGAUUACCUGUCGAGGGAACAGAAACAAGAGUCAACGCACACGCUGAUGCCGAUGAGUACAUGGUCAAUUUCGGAAUUGCCUCUCGUGAAGGAGGCGGGCAGUUGGAAAACGCAGUUGGUUGGUACCAUUCACAUCCAGGCUACGGAUGCUGGCUCUCUGGAAUUGAUGUCAACACCCAGAUGACCCAUCAAAUGGUCAACGAUCCCUUUGUCGCUGUAGUCAUUGAUCCUGACCGCACUGUGAGUGCUGGUAAAGUAGAGAUCGGCGCCUUCAGAACCUACCCCGAAAAUCAGCGCCCAAUGACAAAGCAGUUUACUGACGAUAGUGAUGAGUUUCAAGCCAUCCCGGCUGCCAAGAUCGAAGACUUUGGAACACACGCAAAUUCAUAUUAUUCCCUCGAAGUUCAGCACUACAAGUCAACUCUGGAUUCUCAUCUGCUGGGUCUACUAUGGAACAAAUACUGGACUUCCACACUGUCUCAAUCCCCUCUAUUUACCAACCGCGACUACGCUCAAAAGCAAAUCGCCGAUCACGCAAUCAAGAUUCGUGAGGCUGGAAAAAAGCAGAGGAACAGUACUGCUUUAGGUCGUCGUGGCCAAGAACUUGCCGGGCCUGGGGACAAAAACUUUAAAGUGAUACGUGACGGAUCCUUGGAACAGGUAGUGAGAGGCGGCAGUAAAAUCGCGACCGAAGAGGUUGCAGGAUUACUGGCUAGUGAGGUGAAGAAACAACUGUUCUGGGGUGUUGUUCAAGAGGCUCGACUCAAAGCUGCAGAGGCUCAGGCAGCUCAGGCAACUGCAGGCAUCACAAGAAAUGGUGGUUGA